Messenger RNA from Lotus japonicus, 1658 nucleotides. RefSeq names its product probable serine/threonine-protein kinase PBL7. Bases 276 to 1415 code for a protein of 379 amino acids. NCBI's taxonomy places the organism in Eukaryota, Viridiplantae, Streptophyta, Magnoliopsida, Fabales, Fabaceae. Gene Ontology annotation, molecular function: ATP binding; protein kinase activity. The record is from RefSeq and is a predicted model, not a curated record. The transcript is spliced from 5 exons. Gene Ontology annotation, biological process: protein phosphorylation.
AACCAAUCAUGGGGUUUUUCCGACCAAAAAAGAAACCAAUGACUAAAUUAAUGGUCUCAAACUAAAAUACGAAACAAAAAAAGGAAACACAGACACAUGAUAAAGUAACAUAGACAGACAGAAGAGAGAGAGAGAGAGAGAGAGAAGAAAGGAGAGUCUUUUGCAAAUUGUUGGAGCAACCUGCCCCGAGCAUCGUGUGGUGAUUGAGAGGUUGUUCUUAGCUGAUCACUGUGCUGCUUCCAUCUGCAGAGAAGAACAAGAAGAAGAAAAAGAAGAUGGGUUGGAUUCCCUGUUCUGGAAACUCAGGCACUAAGAAGAAGAUGGUGAAGAUGGAAGUGCAGGACAGCGUUGUUGGUCAGAUCAAAGGAACCCCAGGGAAGUUGAAGAGGAAUUCAUCCACAAAUUCCAAGGAUGCAUCUAAAAGUGGGAGCACUGAUCACAUUGCAGCACAGACAUUUUCAUUCCGUGACUUGGCAACUGCAACUAGAAAUUUUAGAGCAGAAUGUCUCUUGGGAGAGGGUGGCUUUGGUAGAGUGUACAAAGGGCGUCUCGAAAGUAUAAAUCAGGUUGUUGCAAUAAAGCAACUUGACCGAAAUGGACUGCAAGGGAAUAGGGAGUUCCUUGUUGAAGUGUUGAUGUUAAGUCUGCUCCAUCACCCUAACCUUGUCAACCUUAUUGGUUAUUGUGCUGAUGGUGAUCAAAGGCUUCUAGUUUAUGAAUAUAUGCCGCUAGGAUGCUUGGAAGAUCACUUGCACGAUAUUCCUCCUGGCAAGAAACGACUUGAUUGGAACACACGAAUGAAAAUAGCUGCCGGGGCAGCGAAGGGACUGGAGUAUCUACACGACAAAGCUAAUCCUCCGGUCAUAUACCGAGAUUUAAAGUGCUCCAACAUUUUGCUUGGUGAAGGGUAUCACCCGAAGCUAUCGGAUUUUGGUUUGGCUAAACUUGGCCCAGUUGGAGAAAAUACCCAUGUAUCAACAAGGGUUAUGGGAACCUAUGGAUAUUGUGCUCCAGAGUACGCGAUGACUGGUCAACUGACUCUAAAAUCAGAUGUUUAUAGCUUUGGUGUAGUUCUUCUGGAAAUAAUUACUGGAAGGAAAGCGAUUGACAAUUCGAGAUCUGCAGGAGAGCAGAAUCUUGUUGCAUGGGCAAGACCCUUGUUUAAAGAUAGAAGGAAAUUUUCACAGAUGGCCGAUCCAAUGCUCCAAGGUCAAUAUCCUUCAAGAGGGCUCUACCAGGCACUUGCUGUUGCAGCAAUGUGUGUUCAGGAGCAGGCAAAUAUGCGUCCAGUUAUAGCCGAUGUUGUCACAGCUUUGUCUUACCUUGCUACACAAAGAUAUGAUCCCAAUACGCAGACAGUCCAAAGCUCCCGCCUUGCUCCUGGUACUCCUCCUAGAACCAGGAGAGGGCAAUGAUAUAUGAAGCUCAAUGUUUGGUGGGUGUAAGAGUCUGGAAAAAAAAUGCCAAAUGUGUUGUUUACUGGCUUCACAACAUGCUUCAAGGUAUAGGGUUAUAGAUGUUAAUAUCAGUUGUUUUUCAUGGUGUUCUCUCAGUUCAGAGGAUAGUUGCGAAAAAAAAAACAUGUGGAAUUUUGUUCUACUUCUGGUGCACAGAACUGCUCCUAUUUAUAUUUAUUUGGAGCUAAGUUAGUAUUUCCA